Ostertagia ostertagi is the source of this 426-nucleotide messenger RNA. The record is from the annotation of a GenBank genome assembly. NCBI's taxonomy places the organism in Eukaryota, Metazoa, Nematoda, Chromadorea, Rhabditida, Trichostrongylidae.
AUGUAUCAUCGGAUCGCAGUUCCCUACCAUAUCAAACAUUUCGCCAAUCGUUUGCACUCUGUACUCCGUGAAACAUAUCAGGGAUUACGAACACAAUAUGUCACUGGAAUUGUAGCCGUUCAGGGACUGCACAAAAUUGGCAUCUACAACUUUGAUUUUUCAAAACUGGCAACACAGUCGGCUUCUUUUUUCCUGGACGACAUCGACUCACUGGUUUAUCCUUUACCAGUGAGCACGGGUUUAGUGGAAGUUGGGUUCCACUGCCCGCAACAAAAGGAGCUCCCAAGAGAGUAUGUUGAGUUCGUCAACGAUCCAACAUCGAAAGGCACCAUCCUUGUAGCAUUUGGAACAAAUACCCUCUGGAAUUACGCUCCACCGGACAUUAUGGCAGCAGUGUUGGGAGCUAUAAAUGGAUUAACUGAAUAC